CAUGCUAUCGCACUUGCCUAGCAAUUACCUUUGCUUACACAUACAGAAUCUUUCACUUCUGGUCCUACAAAUCUUAUUAUAGCUUCCUUUUCCCUCGGUCACAAUACCAUCCCUCAUGGCUGCUAAAGUCAUCUCAAGCGGGUAUCGGUACACUACUUUGCCCGAGGGCUAUGUCCGCCCGGUCAAUGAUAGACCUAACCUAUCUCAAGUCUCCGAAUGCAACGAUGUUCCAGUUAUCGACUUUGGUGGUAGUGAUAAAAGCCGCAUAAAUAAACAAAUCGGUGAUGCUUGUCGUAAUUAUGGCUUUUUCCAGGUGAUAAAUCAUGGUGUGCCAAAUGAAAUAGUGGAGAAAAUGCAACAAGUAGGCCGAGAAUUCUUCGAGCUACCAGUCGAAGAGAAAAUGAAAUUGUACUCCGAGGAUCCGACAAAGACGAUGAGGUUAUCGACUAGCUUCAAUAUUCAAAAAGAACAAGUUCAUAACUGGAGAGACUUUCUAAGGCUUCAUUGUUAUCCUUUGGAUCAAUACACCCCAGAAUGGCCUUCCAAUCCUUCCCAUUUCAAGGAACAUGUUGGAAGUUAUUGUAUUGCAGUUCGAGACUUGGGAAUGAGAAUAUUGGAAUCGAUAUCAGAAAGUUUAGGUUUAGAUAAAGAAUGUAUAAAAACAAUAUUAGGGGACCAAGGCCAACACAUGGCCAUAAACCACUAUCCAGUGUGCCCUGAACCCGAGCUAACCUAUGGGUUGCCCGGUCAUACAGAUCCUAACGCGCUCACCAUCCUCCUUCAAGACACGCUUGUAUCCGGUCUUCAAGUCCUUAAGGAUGGCAAGUGGUUAGCUGUUAAGCCACACCCGAAUGCAUUUGUGAUCAACAUUGGUGACCAACUAGAGGCGGUUAGUAAUGGUGAAUACAAGAGCGUGUGGCACCGUGCUGUGGUGAAUGCGGAGAAACCAAGAAUGUCAAUUGCGUCAUUUUUAUGUCCUUGUAACGAUUCCAUUAUUAGUGCUCCAAAAGAGCUAAUACAAGAUGGAAGAACACCUGUUUUCAAAAACUUUACUUAUCCAGAGUACUACAAGAAGUUUUGGAGUAGAGAUCUUGACCAAGAAAAUUGCUUAGAGUUCUUCAAGAGCUAGCUAUAUAUCUUCUCCACCCCAUCCAUUUUUCCGAAUAGCUUGAUCAUUACUGCUAGUUCUGUUAAUUAUUAUGAUCUAAGUUACUUAGUAGGGUUCAAUAAUUUAUAAUGUGAACGACUUUACACAACUCAUGUGUAGUAUUUGUAAUGAACUUUUAUAUCAAAAUGACAACCAAAUAAGUUGGCACCUCCAA
Messenger RNA from Erigeron canadensis, 1322 nucleotides. Its product is annotated as protein DOWNY MILDEW RESISTANCE 6. NCBI's taxonomy places the organism in Eukaryota, Viridiplantae, Streptophyta, Magnoliopsida, Asterales, Asteraceae. The record is from RefSeq and is a predicted model, not a curated record. The transcript has 4 exons. The coding region runs from base 116 to 1129 and encodes 337 amino acids.